AUCUCGCAUAGAGUUCGCUUCUUUCGUCGCUCACAUGAAAGAGAAUAUCGAACAUGUGCCAGAUAACUUGGCAAAGCGCCAGGCACUCAACCCCUCGCCCUGUGCAGCAUUGCUGUUUGGAUUCGACUCGGCGGCGCCAGCAACGGUGGCAACGGUGGCGGCGGUAGCAGCAGCGGCGGCGGCAACGGGAUCGCUCCGCGCGGCGACGGCGAUUUCGCGAGGAAACCAUCCGCGUCUCCGCCGUCGGCGCAGGACGAUGGCCUGGCGGAGCGCUCGGCUGCCGGAUGCCUGUGGUGUGCUGGCGGUCGCUUUGUCGUUGCUGCUGGUCGCCAGGGCGCCACUUGCCGCCCCAGCUGGCCUGGGGCUUGGGGCUGUACUGGUCAGAACGACGCGUUCGACCGGCCGGAGACCGGUCUGUGACGCGAUGUGGCCGCGUCUCGAUGGCCCGAUCGUUCUGUAUGUCGGCAGUCGUUGCCGCUGGUCGCUGGGUUGCUUCCCGCCGCCGCCGCCGCCGCAGUCGUCGUCGAUGUCGUCGUCGUUGCCUGCAGGUUUUUGCUGCUGUUGGGGUGCCCUCGUCCCUUCCUCCUUCUGUUCCUUCCCUCGUCAUCCUGACCCCCCUCCCAGUCCCCCUCGAGCAGAAGGGCGACCCCCCGAGCCGCGCCGAGGUGGGCGGCUCCGUGCGGGUCGACCCCGCGGCCGCGCCGGCCGGAGAUCACCGCAGGCACUCGCACCACCACAGCCGGCACCACGUCCACCACAGCCACCACGGCGACCACCGCAGCCACCACAGCAGCCACCACAGCAGCCACCAGCACCGCAGCCACUACGAGGACGGGGCAGACCGCGGCGCCCAGCGCACCUCGUACAACAUCGGUCUCAUCCCGCGGGGGGGCUCGCACGCGCCCAGCGUCGACGGCCGCGGGGAGACGCAGGCGCUCCUGAGACCACCCGUGGCAGUUUACUGAGCGCCGCCUGGUUGAGGGCGGGAGCCGGCUUCCCGCGCGCGUCGCUGGUACUUCUUCCCACUUUCCCGCGCGCCCUUGCCCCCGGGGU
Prorocentrum cordatum is the source of this 1053-nucleotide messenger RNA. The record is from the annotation of a GenBank genome assembly. Lineage: Eukaryota; Dinophyceae; Prorocentrales; Prorocentraceae.